This is a messenger RNA of Ophidiomyces ophidiicola, 507 nucleotides long. RefSeq names its product mitochondrial import receptor subunit tom20 (gene TOM20). Gene Ontology annotation, cellular component: mitochondrial outer membrane translocase complex; mitochondrial outer membrane. Gene Ontology annotation, molecular function: transmembrane protein transporter activity. The coding region runs from base 1 to 507 and encodes 168 amino acids. The record is from RefSeq and is a predicted model, not a curated record. Gene Ontology annotation, biological process: tRNA import into mitochondrion; protein targeting; protein import into mitochondrial matrix. NCBI's taxonomy places the organism in Eukaryota, Fungi, Ascomycota, Eurotiomycetes, Onygenales, Onygenaceae. The transcript has 3 exons.
AUGAGAACGAGUACCAUCGUCGCCGCAUCGGCUGGUACCUUUGUAACUGCUCUCGUCGCCUAUGCCAUCUACUUUGACUACAAAAGACAAUCAGACCCCGAGUUUCGACGUGCGCUGAAGCGAGAUAAUCGAAGAAUAGCCAGAGCCGUGCGCCAGGAAUCGCAGGCCGAGGGCGUGAAGCAAAAGGAAGCCAUCAAAAAGGCACUCCAGGAGGCAAAGGAAGAGGGCUUCCCCACCGAUAUCGAGGAGAAAGAAGGCUACUUUAUGAGCCAGGUAGCCAGUGGUGAAGCUCUAUGCGCAGAUGGCACAAGGAACGUCGAAGCCGCCCUCGCUUUCUACAAGGCACUCAAGGUAUACCCGCAGCCAAAGGACUUAAUCGCCAUCUACGACCGCACGGUGCCAAAGGAUGUUAUCGAGAUUUUGGCCGAAAUGAUUGCCAUGGACUCGUCGUUGAAACUGGGCUCCUUCACCAGCGACAUCGGGAUGGAUAGCCACAGCGUCGAGUAA